Messenger RNA from Folsomia candida, 5478 nucleotides. It is a transcript of the gene Syt4, whose product is annotated as synaptotagmin-4. The record is from RefSeq and is a predicted model, not a curated record. Gene Ontology annotation, cellular component: axon; membrane; synapse. NCBI's taxonomy places the organism in Eukaryota, Metazoa, Arthropoda, Collembola, Entomobryomorpha, Isotomidae. The transcript has 13 exons. Gene Ontology annotation, molecular function: calcium ion binding; phosphatidylserine binding; SNARE binding. The coding region runs from base 2972 to 4648 and encodes 558 amino acids. Gene Ontology annotation, biological process: regulation of calcium ion-dependent exocytosis; cellular response to calcium ion; calcium-ion regulated exocytosis.
GGGCAGCGGUGGCAAACGUUUGGUUGCAUUUUUGGUGAUGAAAUCAUGGGAAACGUGAGGAGUUGUUCAACAGUAUUUCUAUCUACUUCCACAUACACAGCAACCGUGCGUGAAGCGGCAGAACGGCCAAAUUUUCUCCUCGGUAUUUCUAAAUCUGAGAAUCCUACUUUAACUUUCACUCGCAUUUAGAGGUUAAAGGAGACGAAGACAUUUGGUUCCAGGGAGAGAGAGAGGUUGACAGUGCUCAAUUCAGCUCCUUCUCGUCGUCUGUACUUAAAAAGGACGCGUUCUGCUCUCCCGCAGUCACAGCAAGUCAAAGUUCAAACCCAUCACAGAGGAGAAAGUCCGGUCUGGUGUGUGUGUAUAUAUAUGUAAAAUUUCCACCAAUCUUCCCUCACCUAGAGCUCGCUGUAGCCUCAUAACUACGUUCAAAGUGUGGUGCGGGCGCUGAAUAUUUACGAGAUGGAAAAGUGAAGAAGGCUGUGCAGAGCACUGCAAAGUACUCUCUUUAAAACCAAAUUGAGUUUUCAUAACCGUGCAACUUUUCUAACUUAUUUGCGUGCGCCUUCUCCACCUUAAAACAGGCAGCAGAAAAAUAAAGCAUCUCCGUCUGGAUAUUUGGCGGCACACCUUUAUUUCUUAAUUCUACUUUAUUUUCGACGGCUGCUAUUUUGGUCGGAAGAAAUAAUUUUAUCUGGCAAAUGAGUGAGCGUAAAUGAGGUACCCACUGCAGUUUGUGUCUUAGCAGGUCUCUUAGAAAGCAGAAUCUAUCUGUUUCAAGAAGUGGGAAGGAAGGUGGUCCAUUUGAAGAGAAAUGGGAGCAAACUAUUUUCUAGCCUGCAAACCUCUUAUCCAAAAUGUAACAGAGUGAAAGUGGAGGGGACUUGAGUGCACAAUCGAAAUUGUUGUUGGGCUUAAACUUUUUAUCUGGAGUACAAAAUAGCACACUGUAGAGUGUGUACGUACGAUAUCCUCCUUGUCCCCAGGGAAGAUAAGUGUGAUAACAGAUCAAAUUCUCCUCAUAUCAGACUUUCUCAAGUUUCCCGUUUUAAGAACUGUUAAACUUCCUGGUGUCGAUAUAUUUUCACUUCUUCUUCAGAUCCUUGGCUUAAUGGACACAAACUUAAAAAAUUAAUUUACUAAUAGGGGUGUAAGCAUUUACUAAAGUUGUGUCACUGAUCUGCGCAUUUCUAGUGAUUUGUUGCAAACUAGAAAGACUUUUGGGUCAAACCAUCACCGAGACCGUUAUUCUACCCAAAAUUAUUGUGCUGAGUUGCAGAAAACUUUGGUAGAAUCGUCGAGACCAUCCAGGAAUAUUUACAACGGAAGUGAUAAAUCAUUCUGAGACAAUGUCUCAAUUAGAUUAGAUUCUCCUCGUCUUUAAAGCUGAGCGAUAACUGACUAUUUCUGAGUGGGGAAAGGACAUCCAUAAAUGGACAAAGAGAUUCCUAGCACGACUCAGAAAUCCCGGAUUACUUUUAUAAGCUUUUAAAGUGUUAGCUUGUCAGGGGUUGACUUGUCUAUUGGCCGUGUUAUGAGAAUAAGUACAUAAGUGAUCCGGGACCAGAGGGCAGAAACCUUCAAACCUAAAUAAUUCUGUUGGAUUUGUCGGAAGAAGAUUACCGACCCAAACGGUAUGUUGAAGAGCAAUAAAAUGCUAAUAUUCCUACGUCAAGGCAAGCUGUCGGAUUAAACGCAGUAGUUCCUCUUCAACCUUGCCAUCAAAUAGCCUCUUAAGUGCUCACAUCAGCACCACCGCCAUUACCAUACCUUUCACCUUCACGUAAAACGGAAGGAUUUACGCAUGAGAGGAUGUGAAAGUUUAAAAUGUGAGAAUUUUAAAUCACCGCAAUUCACAAUCUUGUCGAACAAUCCUAGAGUUGAGAUAUUGUAUUUCUCUAUUACGCUCACAAAACUCACUUUUCUCAUCAAAAAGUGAAAGAAGCACGAGGCAUUGAAGUCAUUAUACGAGAAAGGAAAGCGGAUUUAAAUCAGAGUGUAAUUGGAUUCCGGAAUAGCAUUGCUAAUAGAAAAGUUCAUCGAAUAAAGAGGAUAUAUCACCAGCUCAUUUGAACCACUGGAGAUCAAAGCAGGACCAGCAAACAACUGCUUUGGGCCCCAAACCAUUGCGAAUGGAACGGAAAGAAUAACUGGACCGGAUUUCUCUGUCCUUGUUGUUGAACGACCAGUCAGUCUCUCUCUGGGCAGAUUCAUUCAUUCUCAUUCCAAGUCCUGGUUGAAAAUACACACACACAUAAAGCUUUAGUUAUAAGCAGUUGAAGCCAGAAAUUACCAAACCCAUGAUUUGUCGUCGCCAAAUCUUGGCACCAGAGCUGUAUUGCAAGGAUUGUGGACAGUGACAAAGGGAACAUAGGAAACCGCUUCCGAUUGAAAACAACUCCAUUUUUCUUCUGAUCCAAUUCUGUGUAGCCCGCAGAACCAGCAGUCUUGCACCAAAACCAACCCAAAUCACCAGACCGACGAUUACCCCACAAACAGAAAAGUCUGAAACGACUUUGCUUUGUCUCUCGAAUAGUCAACUCUCAUUUUUUGGUACUUAAAUCUUCGUGCUCCAGUAUUUGCUCUCCUACCACCACUUGCACUUUCUCCCACCGCUCCAAGCAGUUGACGCAACUUGGGGAAAGUCUGCAUUGAUUUGUGUGUUUAUAGGACUAUCAAAUUAAGUUACAAGUUUUCACUUCAUAAAGUACUUACCGCAAACUCCUUUGGAACUCGGGGAAUUUAUAUUCAAAAACACUACUAUAGAAUUCUAUAAUCAUCAUUAUAUAAUCAUCAACGAGCGAAACGUGAAGAUUGUCUUUUUAGUCUGACACGUCCAUUCGAAUCUUUAGUAUUUUACGAAAUUACCCUGAAAACUAGAUACUUUCUAAAAUUUCACCUUAUUUUACCAAAGAUCUGUUUUGCGUAGAGACUCUAAAAAGUACAUAUUUAGUAAAAAAACGGAAGAAAAAUGGUCUUGGAGGUAUUAGUGAGUGUCUCCCACUUUGCAGCGACAACCCCUGCGAUAGUUGUGGUUUGCUUGGGAGCCGGUCUCUUCUUGGUCGGGAUUCUUGCAGUCACGUCAUUCUUCUUCCGCCGAAAAUCGACCGUUGUGUACCGAAAGAGUGGAGUCUAUCUCACCAAUCGGUCUCCGAUCGCUGAGGAAAUUCCACUGAAAUCAAAUCAAAUAAUCAUCCGCCGAAAAUCGGACGUCACGACAUGUGGAGCCAGAACGCCGCACUUGGUGAUGAAAAAGAGCCCCAGCCCACCCCUUCACUAUGCUGCAUCCUCCUCCAAGAGCGGAUCUCCAAUCACUCCUCCCACCGAAGAAAUUGGGGGAGGAGGUGGAUGCCGGAAAAUCAAUCGGAACGCUAUCGCCAUUCACACGAAUCCCAUUUGCAACACGGCGACAUAUUGCGAGGUGCAUGGAAGCACAAAAUGCACUCACAGCAGUGCUACGAAUAUGAAAUCUUCGAAUCACUUGGUGAAAAGGGAAAAUUCGAGGUCUCCUCGCACCUCACCUCAGAUUUCACCAUCGACAUCAACCCCGGCUAAUUUGGGUUCGCAUGAAACUAUUUCCCUUGGUCCGAAGAAUGUAAACUCCAACUAUACGACUGAUUUCAUUCCUGAGUCCGAUGCUGAUGCCAAUCCCGUUGACUUAAUGCAGUCUUUAACGGCAACAACAGAAACUGGGAUUUCGCCACCAUCGGGAGUAAUGGGAAGUCGGGAUAUCACAUCGCUGGAAUCCAUGGCUGGACCGUCAAGCAGCGAGAAAACCGGUGGAGGACAAAACCAUCUUGGAAUACUUCACUUCAAAAUCCGAUACAUGGAUAAAAAAGGGACACUGGUGGUGACAGUUGUGAAAUGUGAAGGACUUUCUCCGCUUUCUCCGGAGAAAGACCAGGACACGCUGGAUCCUUACGUGAAAUUGCAAUUGUUACCCGAGAAGCAACAGCGCGUAAAGACUCGAGUUUUGCGACACACCCGGCAGCCGAUCUACGAUGAGGAUUUUACUUUCUACGGCGUACAACCCAAUCAGCUCACGGAAAUGACACUACACUUUGUAGUUCUCAGCUUUGACCGGUACUCCCGUGAUGAUGUAAUUGGCGAAGUGUUUUAUCCCAUGGAAGGAACAGACGUUUCCAAUACUGAAAACUCGGCAAUUGAAGUAGCUGUUGACAUUCAACCCAGGAACUACAAGAUGCAGACCCAGGGCCGUGGAGAAGUUCUGCUUUCACUGUGUUACCAGCCAACAGCAAAUCGACUGACAGUGGUGGUUUUGAAGGCACGAAAUCUUCCCAAAAUGGACGUGUCAGGGCUGGCAGAUCCCUACGCAAAGUUGUACCUACUCUACGAUGGACAGAGGUUGAUGAAAAAGAAGACUCAUGUUAAGAAACGGACGCUGAAUCCGGUAUUCAACGAGUCAUUCGUGUUUGACUUGCCACCUGCAGCCACACAAAGCACUAAUUUGGACAAAGUCUCUCUCCUAGUUUCAGUGCUCGAUUGGGAUCGAGUUACCAAGAAUGAGGUAAUUGGCAGACUGGAACUUGGAAGCGGAGCGUCGACUCCUACGUCUACCCAUCACUGGAGCGAAGUUCUCAAUUGCCCAAGGCGUCAAAUUGCGGAUUGGCACCGCCUGCAGCCGUGAACACAUGUAAAGGGGGCUUCACUUUUCGAUGACGCAGCUUUUCUUCACCAAACUAACUGGGCACUUGAAGGACUUUGGGAUUAGUUUUUUUAGAUGAGCUGAAUUAUACAAACAAAAAAAUACUAUGCUAUUAUCCUAAUGUACAUAUUUAAACCGGCGAGCAAUUCCACCUUCAUAUUACGUAUAUUGAGCAAAUCAUAUUUAAGUAUUUAUUACACGAUCUCAUUUGCAGUUUGUAUUUAUGAUUUCAGCUUUGGAAGGUCAACUUAUAUACAAGUGUACCAGUUUAGUUUAUUCUGAAUAAUUUAUAAAACUAGAACAAUCAAAAGUUCUGCUCCCUAGAUGUCUAAAUUUCCUAAAAUAUGCUAGAGUUCUGACUAUUACAUAAUGUAUUGCAUAAGCGAGCAUUUGCGUCUUCAUUUUUGGUGCACAAUUUCUUACUGUAAAGUCAUUUAAAAGUUAUUAAGUUGUACGUAGUUGAUCAACAAGGUAUCCGCACCAGUCUUAAAUUUUAAAAUGAAUUGCAUUGCAUAUUGAUACAAUUAAAAAUGCUCGAACAUUAAAACCCAUUAAUGUAAAAGGCACUUCCCCUUUCACACCAGAUUAUGCGCUAAUUAUCAAAAAACUAACCACUAGAAGUAGUCUUCUAUGCAGAGGAAAUAGCAGUAAAAAAAACAAAAUUGAACAAAAUUAUAUAUUAUGCAAAUAAAUAAAUACAGACAUAGUGAAUGAUGGGAGAAUUGGGACUUCCAAGUUGGAAGUUGUUGAAAAUAACAUAUUUUAUGCUUUCUGUAUAUAAAACAAUAAAGUAUUUGCUUUGGUCAAACAUA